Messenger RNA from Pomacea canaliculata, 2774 nucleotides. Its product is annotated as vacuolar protein sorting-associated protein 52 homolog. Gene Ontology annotation, cellular component: GARP complex. Gene Ontology annotation, molecular function: syntaxin binding. Gene Ontology annotation, biological process: retrograde transport, endosome to Golgi; Golgi to vacuole transport; lysosomal transport. NCBI's taxonomy places the organism in Eukaryota, Metazoa, Mollusca, Gastropoda, Architaenioglossa, Ampullariidae. The record is from RefSeq and is a predicted model, not a curated record.
CGAUGCAAACAUGGCUACCUCCGUAGCAGAAGACAUAUCCCUGCCCUGUUCUAAAAGCUUUCAGAGUACCAUAGAAGAGAGCAUACUGCAACUUGGGGAGCUGGAUCUUACAUCUGAAGAUUUUCUGUUGGAUGAAGUUGACUCACACAUUCAACAAAAUCUUGAAGAUGAAAUUGUAAAGGAGGCUUUGAAUAAGGGUGUCGACUUGCGUCAGUAUUCCAAACAGGUAGAACGAGAACUCUUGGAAGUGGAAAAUGCCUCAAUCCAGGACUAUAUCAAGGAGAGCCAGAACAUAGCCAGCCUACAUAGCCAAAUAGCAGCUUGUGAUGGAAUCUUAGAGCGAAUGGAGCAGAUGUUGAAUGGCUUCCAAAGUGACUUAAGCAGCAUCUCCACAGAAAUACAGUCUCUGCAGGACCAGUCCAUUGCCAUGAACAUCAAACUGAAGAACAGGCAGGCUAUCCGAGGAGAACUCAGCCAAUAUGUUGAUGAGAUGGUUAUACCAGAAUCAAUGAUAAGUCACAUUCUAGAGACUCCAGUGACAGAGGAUGAGUUCAAAGAGCAGCUGCACGAGCUCAAUCACAAGAUCAAAUUUGUUAAGGAGCAGGCAUUUAGAGAUGCUCGUGCCUGUGGCGAUGUCAAGGACAUUCUGGAAAGGCUCAAAGUCAAGGCUCUGGCAAAAAUCAGGGAAUUCCUGCUACAGAGAAUCUAUGCCUUCCGUAAACCUAUGGCCAACUACCAGAUUCCACAGAAUACAUUGCUGAAAUUUAGGAUAUUUAAUGAGUUUUUAAUGACCAAUGAACGUCAUGUUGCCAAAGAAGUGCGUGACGAGUAUGUGGACACGAUGAGCAAGGUCUAUUAUUCAUAUUUCAAGAGCUAUUCAAGCAGGCUAAUGAAACUCCAGAGGUCCCUUUUGAAGCUGUUUGAGGAAGUGGCUACAAGGGAUGAUCUCAUGGGGGUUGAAGACACAGCAAAGAAAGGUUUUUUUUCGUCAAAACCACAACUAAAAAACAGGUCCACUGUCUUCACGCUAGGCAACCGUGGUGAUGUGCUGACAACUGGCUUAGAGGAGCCAGUCAUCAUACCCCAUGCUGCCGCCAAGAACGAAACAAGGUACACAUUCGAGAUGCUGUUCCGAAGCCUGCACUUUGCACUGAUGGACAACUGCUGCCGGGAGUACUUGUUCCUGUGUGAUUUCUUCAUCGUGUCUGGCACAGGCGCCCAGAGCCUCUUUGAUGCUAUUUUUGGGAAAACUCUCACCAUGUUCAUGAAACAAAUGGAAGAGUAUGUUGGUGACAGCUACGACUCCAUUGCAAUGUUCCUGUCAGUGCACAUUGUUUAUCGAUACCGUGCCAUCAUGGCUAAAAGAGGAAUACCUUGUCUGGACAGAUACUGGGAGGCACUGCUCAAUACCAUGUGGCCAAGGUUUGAGUACAUCCUGCACCUCAACAUACAGAGUGUCCGUGAGUGUGAGCCUCAAAAACUGGGACACAUCGACUGUCGACCACACUAUAUCACGCGACGCUACGCGGAGUUUUCGGCAGCCAUUGUGGGCGUGGACCAGACGUUCCGCGAGCGGGUGGGGCGGGUGCUGGGCCAGCUGCAGGCUGAGGUGGAGAACUUCGUCCUCAAGAUGGCUGCUCAGUUCCAGCAGCGGCGGGAGCAGCUCAUUUUCCUUAUCAAUAACUACGAUAUGAUGCUGGCCGUGCUAGUGGAACGGACGUCGGAGGACUCCAAGGAGGCGGAGGUGAUCCGCGACCUGCUGACUGCUCGGACAGGCGAGUACGUGGAGGAGGUGCUGGCCCCACACUUCGGCGGUAUGAUCACCUUCGUCAGAGACUGCGAAAACCUGGUGGACAAGGGGCAGUUGGACACAUUCGCUAACCAAGAGAAGCGUGUGCAGCAGAUAAUUCGGGGAUUCAACAACGACUGGAAGAAGGCGCUUGAAACCAUCAACCAGGAGGUGAUGCGAGCCUUCACCAACUUCAAGAACGGCACACAGAUACUACAGGGAGCCUUGACGCAGCUGAUCCAGUAUUACCACCGCUUCCAAAAAGUCAUGUCCCAGGGACCCUUCCGCAGCAUGCAGGUCCGCAACGAGCUCAUCAAUAUUCAUCACGUUAUGGUGGAGGUCAAGCGGUACAAGCCAACCUUCUGACCCGACCCGCUUCACUUUGCAGCCUGCAUCCAACCGUACUGUAAUGGAUCGUACUCAUGUAGUCGUCAAUCAACCAUGCCUUGCCCUUCGACCUCAGCGCGCAGUUGCCGUUGAAUGGUGCGCGAUGUUUUGCUGACAGAACAGGUGGGAAAUGUGAUGGAGAGGAAGGGAAAUCUGUGAUCUUCUGCGGGAGCAGGAAAUUGCAUUCCUCAACAGGCCUAGCUGCCUUUGCUUUAGUGGCUGACUUCACUUUGGUGGUGAUCAAAAGUGCUGUGCAUCUCGUAACGAUCCUUCGGUAAGGACGUUACAAUGCGGCACAACUCUGGAAGAUGUUUGAGUUACGGUCAUUGUAAGGCGCUCUGUUUCCUUGCGCUUGCAUGUGUGAUAUAUAUAUAUGGGUGUUUGUGUGUGUGUUCGCGCACGGAUGAGGAAAGGUUUGGUAAAAUUAUUUAUGCUUGCAUGGAAAUUAUUAUUAAGGGUAUCCAUGAUGGUAUCGACCAGAGAGCGUGCAUGCGAAAAAGAGAGGGGAGAGUGUGUAGAAGCACCUUAACUGAGUGGGCACUACUACCUGUGCUCACAGUAAGGAAAUAAAAUAUUAAUAAAAAUAAUUCUAUCCCCA